AUGGACGUGAAAGAGAUCAAGUCGACUGUUUCCAACUUGGAGAAGUCCAGCGACGAUGCCACGAUAUUGAAGCUUUUGAAUAUCCUCAACGACGGCAUCCAGCCCACCGAAAAGCUCUUACGAGAGACCAAAGUCGGUGUAGCUGUGAACAAGUACAGAUCCAAUGGGAACGGCGAAAUCAGCACGUUGGUGAAGAAGAUGAUCAAGAAAUGGAAGGAGGUUGUUCAGAACGAAAAGAACGCCAAGAAGGCCCAGGCCAAGGACGUUUCUUCAUCCAACAACUCUGGCUCAGCGACCCCAGCCAGACCAGCUGCUGGUUCGACUGGAGGCAAGUUCCACAACGGGCCCAGAAACCCCAAGACUGAUGGCGUAGACACCACUAUCUAUGACGACUCUACACGUAACGCCUCUGUCAGCGCGUUGUACACGGCGUUGGCGAUAGAAAGAGACGAUGACUCCAAGACGAUAGUCAAUGUCGCCGUCAAGAUAGAGAGCGAGGUGUUUGCUGAAGAGUACAGCAAGGUGAAUGAUGGGUACAGAAACAAGUUGCGGACGCUUACGAUGAACUUGCGGAACAAGAAGAACCCAGACUUGCGGGCUAACUUGUUGACAGGAUCGUUGAAACCAAACAAGUUCAUCAAGAUGUCCCCCAACGAAAUGGCCCCAGAGGCCUUGAGACAGGAAAUGGAGAAGUUACACAAGCAGAAUCUCUUCGAUGCCCAAGGAGCUACGGAAAAAAGAGCAGUUACAGAUAGAUUCACGUGUGGAAAGUGUAAGCACAAGAGGGUCAGUUACUACCAGAUGCAAACUAGAUCAGCCGAUGAGCCUUUGACGACGUUUUGUACUUGUGAAAACUGUGGCAACCGCUGGAAGUUUUCUUAG
Messenger RNA from Candidozyma haemuli, 882 nucleotides. Its product is annotated as transcription elongation factor DST1. Gene Ontology annotation, cellular component: nucleus. Gene Ontology annotation, molecular function: RNA polymerase II transcription regulatory region sequence-specific DNA binding; zinc ion binding. The record is from RefSeq and is a predicted model, not a curated record. The transcript has a single exon. Bases 1 to 882 code for a protein of 293 amino acids. Gene Ontology annotation, biological process: transcription elongation by RNA polymerase II; regulation of mRNA 3'-end processing; transcription antitermination. Lineage: Eukaryota; Fungi; Ascomycota; Pichiomycetes; Serinales; Metschnikowiaceae.